This is a messenger RNA of Theobroma umbraticum, 1997 nucleotides long. Its product is annotated as putative laccase-9. NCBI's taxonomy places the organism in Eukaryota, Viridiplantae, Streptophyta, Magnoliopsida, Malvales, Malvaceae. Gene Ontology annotation, molecular function: hydroquinone:oxygen oxidoreductase activity; copper ion binding. Gene Ontology annotation, biological process: lignin catabolic process. The record is from RefSeq and is a predicted model, not a curated record. Gene Ontology annotation, cellular component: apoplast.
CACACAAAUCACAAAGGGGUGAACUGAAGAACACAUAAGAGAAGGGGGGGGAUUAGUGACUUUGAAAUCUUGAGAGAAGAGUAUUGCAAACAAAAAACGAAGAAAAAAUGGGUUUAUUGAACCAAGGGUUUUGGUUGCUAGGUGUUUUGUUUCUAAGUAGCCUAAUACUUUGCAGGGCAGACGUCCAUCACUACGACUUCUUUGUACGAGAGUCAAACUUUACAAAGCUGUGCAACACUACGACUUUGCUGGUCGUAAAUGACAGUUAUCCAGGGCCUGAGAUUCGGGUUCAUAGAGGGGACACUGUGUUUGUUAAUGUUCACAACCAAGGAAACUAUGGCUUUACCAUUCACUGGCAUGGUGUGAAACAACCAAGAAAUCCUUGGUCAGAUGGUCCAGAGUUCAUUACACAGUGCCCGAUCGAACCAGGAACAAACUUCACUUAUGAAGUUAUAUUAUCUGAUGAAAUAGGAACUCUUUGGUGGCAUGCUCACAGUGACUGGACUCGAGGCUCCGUCCAGGGUGCCCUUGUCAUUUUGCCAGCCGAAAAUGAAACUUAUCCAUUUUCUACUCCUGAUGCCGAUCAAACAAUCAUACUUCAAUCAUGGUAUAAUGGAGACUACAAGCAAAUUAUUGACCAAGCACUUUCAACCGGUAUCCCUCCACGCCAACCAGAUGCUUACGCUAUCAAUGGACAUUUAGGAGACACAUAUGGAUGUCCCAAUGAUACCUUAUUCCGUAUGCAAGUUGAUUAUGAGAAGACAUACCUUCUUCGCAUAAUCAAUGCUGCAAUGAAUGAACAGAAAUUCUUCACCAUCACGAACCACAGCCUCACAGUCGUUGCACAAGAUGCCUCCUACGUGCAAAUGUUUACAAGCGACUAUAUACUGAUAAGCCCUGGACAGACCAUGGAUGUUUUGGUCUCUGCAAACCAAAACUUGGGCCAAUAUUACAUGGCAACUAGGCCUUUCUCCGAUAGUGCUGCCACACCUGUUGACUUUAUCACUACCGGUGUUUUCCAAUAUACAAACAGCGUGGGUGGAUUGAAUGCUUCCUUAAUAACGCUGCCCCGUAGAAACGAUUCCAAUGCUGCAAAUAGCUUCGUCAGCCGAAUUAGGAACUCAAACGUCACACAGAACCCGCCCAUGAAUGUGCCGACGGAUAUCGAUCGGCGAGUCUACAUUGCAAUUGCCACAAACAGCAUACCUUGCAACUCCUCAACCUGCCUUGUGCCUAAUAGAAUUGUUGCAAGUUUGAACAAUGUCAGUUUUGUUUUCCCACGUAUUGACAUUCUCCAAGCAUACUACAACAGGAGUACCAGUGGUGUUUUCACCGAAGACUUUCCCCUUGAUCCGCCUGUAUUCUAUGACUUCACAGGAAAUUUGACUGGCUUCAAUACGAAUGCUAGUCUAGGGACAAGGGCUGUUGUUCUAAAUUACGGUGAAGCAGUUGAGAUUGUGCUCCAAUCAACUAAUCUUGGUGCUGGUGGAAGUCAUCCAAUUCAUUUGCACGGUUUUAGUUUCUAUAGGGUCGGCACUGGUACAGGAAACUUUAACAAUGUGACUGACCCCAGCUCUUACAACUUGGAUGAUCCACCACUAAUUAACACUGUCCACGUUCCUGGAGGAGGAUGGGUUGCCCUCAGACUUUUUGCCACUAAUCCUGGGGUAUGGUUCAUGCACUGUCAUUUCGAAAGGCAUAGCAGCUGGGGUAUGGACACUGUUUUCAUUGUGAGGAAUGGAACCACCGCAGAAACAAGCAUCCGUCCACCGCCAGCCUCUGGCAUGCCUCGUUGUCCCGGUACCUAGGAGUAGGAUAACUGGUUAAGUGGUGUCUGGCUCUCUAUUUUUUAGCAAGCGAAUGGAACCAAUUUUAUUUGAAAUAUUGUCAAUAAGAUUUUUACUUGGAUAUAUGAUCUUAUAGUUGAUAUACAAUAUAUGUAAUCAUUACAAGGAAGAUUUGAAUUCAAGCAUAAUAUUCAAGAAAAUUCAAAUAAA